This is a messenger RNA of Zea mays, 930 nucleotides long. Its product is annotated as WPP domain-containing protein 2. NCBI's taxonomy places the organism in Eukaryota, Viridiplantae, Streptophyta, Magnoliopsida, Poales, Poaceae. The transcript has a single exon. Bases 132 to 656 code for a protein of 174 amino acids. The record is from RefSeq and is marked validated. Gene Ontology annotation, biological process: mitotic cell cycle; lateral root development.
CACACGCACUGACCCACACCCCCCGCACCGCUCUCUCCCCACCCAGGCACCCAGCCUCCACGCCACAGAUCUCUCUCCCUUUCCCCCCUCUCUCUCUCUCCGAACUCUACCCCGCAGUCUCGGCCGCGGCCAUGGCGGAGGACGCCCCCAACGCCGUCGCCGAGGGCAGCCAGCCCGCGGCCUCCGAGGGAUCCGCCGACGCCGCCCUGCCGGCUGCCGCGGGCGCCAAGGCCGCGGAGGCGCUGCUCCCGUCGCUCAGUAUCUGGCCGCCGUCGCAGCGCACGCGCGACGCCGUGGUGCGCCGCCUCGUGCAGACGCUCGCGGCGCCCAGCGUCCUCUCCCAGCGCUACGGUGCCGUCCCGGAGCCCGAGGCCGAGCGCGCCGCCGUGGCCGUCGAGGCCGAGGCCUUCGCCGCCGCCUCCAAGUCCGCCGCCGCCGCCGCCGAGUGCCCGGCCUCCGUCGAGGAGGGGAUAGAGGUGCUCCAGGCCUACUCCAAGGAGGUCAGCCGCCGCCUCCUCGAGCUCGCCAAGACCCGGUCCGCCGCUGCUGCGGCGGCGCCCGCGCCCGCCGAGGGGAGCGCGCAGGCGCAGGAGUCCGCGGAGGCCUCGUCGGCGACUGCUCCACCUACCGAGGAGGCUGCCGUAAACGAGGAGUAAGGCGUCGGACCGCGCUUUGAUCCACCGACAAUUGCUGUUAUUUUGGCAUUUCGUCGGAAUGUUAUUUAUCGUCCCCCCUGCCUAUGUUUACUAGUACAUCAUUAUCUAUCUAUCUAUUAGAGAUGAGAUGCUUGUGACAAGAGGGACUGAUGUUUGUUUCAUGGAUAUGAUAUUCUCGAAUAUUUAUCGCUAGUUUAUUUUUAACUAAACCGUGACAAUAAAAAAACGGAGGGAGUAAUAUUGAAUUAUUAUAUAUCAACCGUGCAUCCUUUCG